AGCAUUUAUAGUAGAGGCAAGCAGCUGCAGAAUUUGCAGUGUGUUAGUCCUUAAUCCUUAUUCCUACUUCCACUGUUAUACUAAUACAUUUAUUUAUAGACAUCCCGCGAGCAAAACGCAAAAUUACGAGUCACUGAACAACACAAAAGUCCUUUUCCAAAAUUCUUAAUUCACCAAUAAUAAAAAAGGGAAAUAAACCCAGCCGUUAAUGUUUUUCCUCAAUAAGGAAACUCCACCAACAAAAUUCAAACGCGCCCCUCACUCUCACUCCCCAUGCCGACGCCCGUGGCAGCCGCGCGCCAAUGCCUAACUCCCGACGCCGCGCGCGCCCUCGACGAGGCCGUCUCCGUCGCCCGCCGCCGGGGCCACGCCCAAACCACGUCGCUCCACGCCGUCUCCGCCCUCCUCUCCCUCCCAUCCUCACCCCUCCUCCGCGACGCCUGCUCCCGCGCCAGAAACUGCGCGUAUUCCCCACGCCUCCAGUUCAAGGCCCUGGACCUCUGCCUCUCCGUCUCCCUCGACCGCGCCCCCUCCUCCCACAACCACUCCUCCGCCGACCACGACCCUCCCGUCUCAAACUCCCUCAUGGCCGCCAUAAAACGCUCUCAGGCCAACCAGCGGCGCCACCCUGACAACUUCCACUUCUCCCAAGGGUCUUACUCACCAUUAGAUCGGGGUUGCCAGAAGCAACAGCAACAGCAACAGCCGUUUUCUGUUUCCUCUGUCAAAGUAGAGCUUCAGCAUUUGAUCUUGUCAAUCCUAGACGACCCGGUUGUCAGUCGCGUUUUCGCCGAAGCCGGUUUCCGGAGCUCCGAUAUCAAACUCGCCAUCCUCCGCCCUCUCCGCCCCCGCGGCUCGCCGAUUUUCCUCUGCAAUUUAUCCGAGUCGCCGCGCCGCUUCCCGUUCUUCUUCGGCUGUGGUGACGAGGACGGCGGCGGAGAGAAUUUCCGGCGAAUCGGGGAGGUUCUGGUGCGGAGCCGGGGGAAGAAUCCGCUGCUUCUCGGCGCGUGCGCGAACGACGCUCUGCGUGGCUUUGCCGAGGCGGUGGAGAAACGGAGAGAAGGGGCUUUGCCGGUGGAGUUGCUGGGGCUGCGCGUGGUUUGCAUUGCGGAGGAGGUGGCGGGUGGGGAUGCGGAGGUGGUGGGGAGGCGCGUGAGGGAGAUUGGGAAUUUGGCGGAGCAGUGUGUGGGGCCCGGUGUUGUGGUGAGCUUCGGGGACUUGAAGGGUUUUGUGAGCGAUGAAGAAGGUGAGGGUCUGAAGAGUGUGGUUGGAGAAUUAGCGAAGUUGUUGCAGGUUCAUUAUGAUAAGUUUUGGUUGAUUGGUGCUGCGGCUACUUACGAGAGUUACUUGAAAUUCGUGGGGAAGUUUCCUUCUAUAGAGAAAGACUGGGAUUUGCAGCUUCUGCCUAUUACCUCUGUUAAGCCUCCUUCUGAAUCCUAUCACCGUCCCAGGUCCAGCUUAAUGGAUUCAUUUGUACCGUUUGGUGGCUUUUUUUCGUCACAGUCUGAUUUGAAAGCUCCACUGAAUAGCUCGUUUUAUUGUGUUCCCCACUGUCACCAGUGUGGGGAAAGGUGUGAACAUGAAGUCCUUGCUGCUUCCAAGGAAAGGUUUUGUGCUUCUUCAGCUGCUGAUCCGCAUCAAUCUAGCUUGCCUCCUUGGUUGCAGAUUGCAGAAUUUGGCUCAACAAAAGGGUUGAAUGUUAAGACCAAAGAUAAUGGUGUUUUGCUCGAUAGUAGUGAAUCUGGGCCACUCCAUAAGAACUUAGACAAGUUAUCCCAGCAUCUGCUCCAUCGAGAUGCAAAUACUUUUCCGACUGUUGUGGGGUUUCAUUGUGGUGCUGAAAAGAAGAAGGAAGACGUUGACAAUUGCCGCAGCAAAUCACCUAGUGAAUACAUCAAUCUCAACUCCCAUGUACCUGUUGGCAUGCAAAUGAUGCCUACAUCACAAUCAAGUAGUCCUUUUCCUGCAGUUUUCAAGGCAAAGCAGGAGAAAUAUAAUUCAAAACUUGCUGAGAUGUUCCAGAAAGUGGAAGAUCACGAUUCAGGUGACCGAAGAUCAUGCAACAUGUCCAAUUCAAGUGUAUGUGAUGGCAGUCAAAUGUCUCCCACAUCUGUAACUUCUGUAACCACAGAUCUUGGGUUAGGAAUAUGCUCUUCUCCUACCUGCAAUAAAUUGAAGAAACCUGCUGUUCAAUAUACAAUGGAGCCUCCAAAGGAAAUCCCAAGUCGAUUUUCUCCAAACAAUAAUGUGGCUGAUGGGAAUAUGUUGAAGCAUCCAUCACAGUCUUCAUCCUGCUUAAGUUUUGACUAUUGUGGACAAGUUGAUGCAAAAAAUCCCAAAAUUCUUUUUGAAGCUCUUUCCAAGGAGGUAUGCUGGCAAGAUGAAGCUUUACGGGCUAUCGUCAAAACAAUUGUUUGCAGCCCUACAAAGAGGGUUAAACACCGUGGACCAAAUCAGCCUGGGGACAUCUGGAUGAAUUUUGUUGGACAUGAUAGACUUGGUAAAAAGAAAAUUGCUGUUUCUCUAGCUGAGCUAUUAUACGGUAGCCGGGAGAGCUUUAUUUUUGUGGAUCUAAGUUCUGAAGAAAUGAAAGGAUGCAAUGUGAAAUUCAGAGGGAAGACUACCCUUGAUUUUAUUGUAGGGGAGUGUUGCAAGAAACCCUUGUCCGUGGUUUUCCUUGAAAAUGUAGACAAGGCAGAUAUUCUAGCUCAAAAUAGUUUGUGUCAAGCCAUCAAGACAGGAAAAAUUACAGACUCGCAUGGACGAGAAGUUAGUGUAAACAAUACAAUGUUUGUUUUUUCUUUCUCAGAUAACCAAAACAGUUCGAUGCCAAGAGGGGAACCUUCUAACUAUUCUGAGGAGAGAAUACUGAGGGCAAAAGGGGGAGGUAUCAAGAUAAAAGUUGAACAUGUGAUUGGAGACAUCAGAAGCCAAAGCAUCAGUCUAACAAACAAUUCAAUAGAUGCCAUUCCUAAUCUAAAUUUCCUAAGCAAACGAAAGUUGAUUGGUGACAAUGAAUUUCAUGAUCCGCAUUUACUCUCUGAUACAGCUAAAAGGGCACAUACAACAUCAAAUUGGCUGUUAGAUUUGAAUCUCCCAGCAGAAGAGAAUGAACAGAAACAAACAAAUGAUGGAAACUCUGAUCAUGUUGUCUUGACUGAGAAUCAAAAGCUUUGGUUGCAAGAUUUGUGUGAUCUGGUUGAUGAAACAGUUGUUUUUAAACCUUAUGAUUUUGAUGCUCUUGCAGAUAGAGUGUUGAAAGUGAUCAGAAGUAACUUCAACAAAAUUCUCGGAUCCAAGUGUGCAUUGCAGAUCCAGACAGAAGUCAUGGACCAAUUUCUUGCAGCUCAAUAUGUCUCAGACCGGGAUACGGAGGUGGAGAACUGGGUGGAGGAAGUUCUAUGUGAAGGAUUUACAGAAAUACAGAGAAGGUACAACCUCACUGCUAGUUCUAUUGUAAAACUUGCUACGUGUCCUGAGCAAGCUGCUGGUGUACACCUUCCCUCAAGGAUAAUUUUAGAUUGAAUUCAAACCAGCAAAUGUUCUAUUUUCUGUAUGGAUGUAUAAUUUAGCUGUAGCAUAUAGUGAAACUAAUUUAGCCUUCAAUCCUAUUAUUUUGUUGGGUUUGUUUGUCUAGGUUUUAACUGUGUAUAAUAUGUAAUCUGCAGCUAGUGCUUUGUGUGAUUAUCCCGUGCAAGUUUAAAUCAAAUGCCUUCUUUGUUUCUUUUUUC
Molecule: messenger RNA, 3731 nt
Organism: Glycine soja
Lineage: Eukaryota; Viridiplantae; Streptophyta; Magnoliopsida; Fabales; Fabaceae
Product: protein SMAX1-LIKE 8-like
Exons: 4
Coding region: 274-3525 (1083 amino acids)
Molecular function (GO): ATP binding; ATP hydrolysis activity
Source: RefSeq, a predicted model, not a curated record